Phlebotomus argentipes is the source of this 3432-nucleotide messenger RNA. RefSeq lists its product as uncharacterized. Gene Ontology annotation, molecular function: nucleic acid binding. The record is from RefSeq and is a predicted model, not a curated record. The transcript has a single exon. Lineage: Eukaryota; Metazoa; Arthropoda; Insecta; Diptera; Psychodidae. Gene Ontology annotation, biological process: DNA integration. The coding region runs from base 1 to 3432 and encodes 1143 amino acids.
AUGAGAUUGGGCAAAGGCUUGCCAAUUCUCAAAGAGAGCUGCUUUGGAUGGGUUGUUUCUGGCGCCUAUGCUAGCUCGUCACAGACGCGACAAUCAGACCAGGUCGCGUAUGUUGGAACGACGCUGGCCUCCAUCGACUCAUCGGUCCGGAAGUUUUGGGAAAUAGAAGAAGUUUCCACUGCCCAUCCUAAGACCCUUGAUCAUGAGAUCGUGGAGAACUGCUUCCAAGAGUCCACUGUCCGCGAUGACACUGGAGGAUAUGUUGUGAAGAUCCCCUUUCGCCCCAGUUUAGUGCGUCUUCAUAACAAUUUGCCAAAUGCCACCAGACAAUUUCUCAGUCUCGAGCGUCGUUUGUCCGCCAACCCAGAGAUAAAAAGCCAAUAUCACGCUGCGAUGCAGGAGAAUUUCGACUUGCGAUUUUUUGAGGAGGUUCCCCCAGAUGAGAUCACUUCCACUUCUUACUAUAUGCCUCAUCACGCUGUUGCUAAGAAGUCCUCCUCAGGAGUUAAAGUUCGCAUCGUCAUGAAUGCCAGUUCAAAAUCCCAAACAGGCCUCAGCCUGAAUGAUGUUGCCAUGGUGGGCCCGACAGUUCAGCCCGACAUCGUCGCAAUUCUCCUCAGAUUCCGAGAACACCCUUUUGCAUUCUGUUGUGAUAUCCAGAAGAUGUAUCCUCAGGUGCUAAUUCAUCCCUCCCACAAAGACUACCAUCGCAUUGUGUGGCGAUUCCGAGAUUCGGAACCCAUUCGUCAUUAUAGGGCAAGAGGAGUUUGCUUCGGUGUAAGUUCAUCGCCUUAUCUCGCGACAAGAGUCCUCAUCGAUCUGGCGGAUAGAGAAGAGGUAAAAUUUCCACUCGCUGCCAAGGCACUGAAAGAGAAUUUUUAUGUGGACGAUUGUCUCGCAUCAUGCCCAUCCAUUUCCGAUGCGCUUGAAACUCAACGGCAGUUGAAAGAAUUGUUGAGUUCCGCUGGCAUGACGCUCGCCAAAUGGUGUGUCAGCAGUCCAGAAAUCACAGAGGAAGUAGAGCCCUCACAGGUGCGCAGCAUCUUUCCUGAACAAUCCAAGGCUCUAGGCAUGCUUUGGCACCCUCAGGAUGAUGUUUUCGUCUUCCAGCUCACUCGAGAUUUCAUUGACGUCAAUUCAAAGCGAGAAGUCCUCGCGGCAAUUGCGUCACUUUAUGAUCCUCUUGGUUUCGUCUCUCCAGUGAUUGUCAUCGGAAAAUUGAUCAUGCAGGCCCUUUGGAAAGAGGAAAAGUUGGAUUGGGAUGAUCCGCUUCCGGAACAUAUCAGUUCCCAAUGGAAACAAUUAGCCGAAGGUCUUCCAACCCUUCAGGAGAUCAAAGUUCAGCGCCCAAUGUCGACUUUGACGUCUCCCAAGUCCACCGAGUUGCAUGUCUUCUGCGACAGCAGCUCAGUUGCAUAUGGUGCCGUGGCUUAUGUGGUCACAGAGGAUGAUAUCCAUGGUCGCCAGUCUCGGAUUCUGAUGGCAAAGUCGCGCAUUGCUCCCACAUCGUCGAUCACCAUCCCCAAAUUGGAAUUGUGUGCCGCAGCUCUAGGCUCUCAGUUGGCCCACAAGAUCAGAAAUGCUCUCUCAGUCACGGAAUAUUUCUUGUGGACAGACUCGACGAUUGUUUUGGGGCAAAUCAGAUCAAACCGUAUUAAAUUUGACGUUUUCACCGCGCAUAGAAUCGCUGAGAUUCUCAGACUGACGGACGUUUCGAAAUGGCAGCACGUACCGGGAGCCUCAAAUCCUGCGGACGUUGUAUCGCGUGGUAUGUUGCCCACAGAAUUGAAAAGUUCAUCUAUAUGGUGGACGGGCCCAGAGUUUUUGUUGGGUAAGGCCGAAAACUGGCCUCAAGACCCGUAUAGUGUCACGCUCAUUGCUUCGUCGACUGCCAUUAUCAAUCAGGUCCCAGAAAGUCACAUCCUUGACACCAUCCUUGAAAGAUCCAGCAGUUAUCUGCGGAUACAAAGAAUCCUAGCAUACGUGCUAAGAGUCCUGACAGGUUCGCCUAGUCGCAUUAGAGGUCCCAUUACAUCCCAAGAACUCCUAAAAUCAGAGCACAAACUAGUAUCUUUUGCACAAGCUCAACACUUGGCAGAAGUGAGAUCAGCCAUUGCCGAUGGCACCAUGUGGACCAGCAGGAGGUUCGCCCAUGUGCGCCACUUGACUCCCUUCAUUGAUGGAGAGGGAAUCAUCAGAGUGGGUGGCCGACUGGCUCAAUCGCCUGCAAACUACGAUGCCCGCCAUCCAAUUCUUCUGCCCAAGUGUCGCCUCGCCACGAUCAUCGCCACCCACACACACAAGAACAACAUGCACGCGGGACCACAACUGCUUCUGGCCACUCUGCGUCAGAAAUAUUGGCCGCUGGGAGGAAGAAAUCUGACCAGAAACGUCGCUCGCUCAUGUGUUGUGUGCUGGAAAACCAAGCCGAUCCGACAGGAGCAGAGAAUGGGAGAUCUUCCCACGAGUAGGACAGAUCACGUGGCUCCAUUCAAAGUGUGUGGCAUCGAUUUCUGCGGCCCAGUCCUCACGCGUCCUAGCUACAAGAGAGGAGGUACAUCAUAUAAGACGUACAUUUGCGCCUUUGUCUGCUUCACGACGAAAGCCAUUCACCUGGAAGUUGUCGGCAGUCUCUCAUCCGAGGGCUUCGUCGCUGCGCUGCGGAGAUUCGCGGCCAGGAGAGCUGCUCCAAGCGACAUCUUCUGCGAUAAUGCCACCAAUUUUCGCGGAGCCCGCGCAGAGUUGGCAAAGUUCCUGCGAGACAUCCAGUCAUCGCCAGACGUUGUUUUAGAGGCAGCUCCCAAGGGCAUCAAUUGGCACUUCGCGCCACCAAGAUCUCCUCAUCAUGGCGGACUUUAUGAGGCGGCGAUCAAGUCCCUCAAACAUCACUUAGCCAGAGAAGUUGGACAGACUAUUCUCACAUUUGAGGAGUUGAACACCAUCGUAGCACAGAUCGAAGCCAUCCUCAAUAGCAGACCAAUCACGCCACUCUCCGAGGAUCCAAAUGAGAUGUUCGCAUUGACUCCUGGUCACUUUUUAGUGGGACGCCCACUGAACGCGCUCCCGGAUCAGACGCUCACAGAUGUUGCGCCAAAUCGCCUCUCCAGAUGGCAACUUUGCCAGAAGAUUCUGCAGCACUUCGCCCAUCGUUGGAGGAAAGAAUAUCUCCAUCUUCUCCAGAAGAGAGUCAAAUGGACGCAGGAAGCGGACAAUUUGAAGAUUGGCGAUAUCGUUCUCAUCGGCGACGAUUCAAUGGCCACACAUCAAGGGCCAAUGGGCAUCAUCGAGGAGCUUCAUCCGGGCAGAGAUGGACGAUGCAGAGUCGUCACGAUCAGGACAGCAAGGGGUAAAUACAAAAGGGCAGUUCAGAGGCUGUCCAACUUGCCCAUCGAGGGACUCCCGCCCUCAUCAUCGGCCCCCCCAGGAUGUUGA